Molecule: messenger RNA, 579 nt
Organism: Dracunculus medinensis (Guinea worm)
Lineage: Eukaryota; Metazoa; Nematoda; Chromadorea; Rhabditida; Dracunculidae
Source: the annotation of a GenBank genome assembly
AUGUCUUGCUGUUUAUCGUGUGGUAAUUUAAAUUUUAGUAUAUACAUUGGAAGUUGGUAUUUAUGUGAGUUUAGAGAUCGCUUAUCAAAGAGGCCUUAUUUAUGGCGAAAUUAUCUUCGUUCAACAGUUGCUGAUGCAAUGGUUUCAUUGGCUGAUAUUCGCGAUUAUCAAAUUAUUCUUGAUUUGACUUGUGGAUCAUCUUCAAUUCUUAUGCAGGCAGCUUAUGAGUUUAAGGAUAGGUGCUAUUUUCUUGGUGUUGAUAUAUCAAUGUCAGCUUUGGAAAUUUCAGUGAAAAAUAAGAAGUAUUUAUGCGAUUUCGAAAGGAAUGAUAUAUAUAUUGACUUUAUCAAUGCGGAUGUGAUAUUUGGUAAUGUUUUAUUAUCAUGCGUAAUACUUAUUUUUUUUUUAUUAGAUUUUUUCAACUUUCGUUGCGUAGAUCAUAUAAUUUCCGACCUACCGUUUGGUCAACACCAUGGUACUGUUCAAGAGUCAAUGCAUAUCUUGCAAAGGACAUUGGAAAUAUUUUCCAGGUUUUCGCGCUUCUUUCUUAUCUUCACCGAUAGUUAUUUUUUUGGUUAA